Molecule: messenger RNA, 1711 nt
Organism: Uloborus diversus
Lineage: Eukaryota; Metazoa; Arthropoda; Arachnida; Araneae; Uloboridae
Product: cytochrome P450 2J6-like
Exons: 8
Coding region: 7-1527 (506 amino acids)
Molecular function (GO): iron ion binding; oxidoreductase activity, acting on paired donors, with incorporation or reduction of molecular oxygen; monooxygenase activity
Source: RefSeq, a predicted model, not a curated record
UGCAGCAUGGAUCUAUUUAGGAAUCCUAACUUUGUUACUAAAUACAUCGAUUUUGACAAGUACGGAUAUCAGAUCCUACUCACAGGAGUACUCGUUUUUUUAACUGCAAUUUACUUAAGCUUAGGAAAAAAGCGGAAACUUCCUCCAGGCCCCUAUGGCAUACCCUACAUAGGAUAUUUCCCUUUCUUAGGAGAAAAGCCAUACGAAACCUUCCACAAAUUGAGCAAAAAAUACGGAAGUGUUUUCAGCAUAAAUCUUGGAGGGCAUCUCGUAGUAAUUUUAAAUGACUGGGAAUCUGUAAAAGAAGCAUUCAGCAAGGCAGAAACAGCUAACCGGCCAGAGAAUUUUUUUGACAUUAUACCAAAUGGACUGGGGCUUGGUGGAGUGAAUGGAGCAGAAUGGGUGGAGCAAAGGCGUUUCAGUGUGAAAGCCAUGAAAGAUAUUGGCUUUGGAAGAACACGCUGGGAAGAAUUAGUGCAGGAAGAACUGAAAGAAGUGGUGGAAAUGAUGAAAAAGCAUGGAACAGCUCCGCUAGAUGUUCGAAAGUUCUUCACUAGUACGUUUACGAACAAUGUGUUGACACUAAUUUUUGGUCAUCGUUUGCCCAUUGGUCACCCAGACACAGAACUAGUGAGUCAAUGCGUGGAUGCAGUCUCCAAUUCGUUACCAUCUUUGGGUCUGAAUGUGUUUCUUCCAAAAUUAAGCGACUUCUUGACGUUCCUGGGACUUACGAGACAGUCUUUAAAUUUUGAAACAAUUUUAAAAUUCACUAAUUUUGCUACAAAAGCCAUCCAAGAAAAGCAGGACAAAAUGGAAGAUAGUGCAAGCGACUCAUUCGUCGAUGAAUACGUAAACGAAAUUAGACGAAAUGCACUGAAGAACAAGGAAACUAGUUUUUCAGAGAGACAUCUUCGUGGCAACACACAGGCCCUGCUUAUCGGAGGCAGCGAGACAAGUAGGACCACUCUAGUCUUCAUUUUAAUAUCAAUGGCGGAACACCAGGAAACGCAGAAACGAGUCCAGGAAGAACUGGACAACGUAUUGGGUAAAGAGGGAACUUUGCGAUGGGCAGACAGGACAAGAGUUCCAUACACGUUUGCAACCAUAAUGGAAGCCAUGCGAUGGAGAUCUGUAGUGCCAAUCAAUACUCUGAGAAUGACGAGUGAAGACAUAAAAAUAUCAGGAUAUGAUAUUCCAAAGCACACUGCGAUUGUAGCAAACAACUGGGCUCUACACAAUGAUCCGAAAUACUGGAACAAUCCAGAGAGAUUUAUUCCGGAACGCUUCUUACUAGAUGAUGGAAAGCAAGUCAAUUUCAAACCAGACAGUUACGUUCCUUUUUCAUUUGGUAAGCGGUCCUGCCCCGGUGAACUGAUUGCGAUGAUGGAAAUCCUUCUCUAUUUCACAACUUUGAUGCAAAAAUUCACCGUAUUACCAGAGGAAGGGCAGAAAGUGAAAUACAACACCAUACUUGGUCUCACUUUCCAAGCAACAGAUGUAAAGUUAAGAUUUAUUCCACGUGGAUAACACAACUAUCUCAAUCGAUUGCAACUUAGCACAAAAUCAGACUUUUGUAGCUGUAAGAAAGUCUUCGAACCUGCAAUAACAUUGUGAAUACAUAAGCAAAAUUAAUAAAGUACACAUAUAUUUUAAGAAUACUUUACUUUGAUUUUUGACUUUCUGUUAAUAAAAAUUGAGAUGUUAAAGCUAA